Oryctolagus cuniculus (rabbit) is the source of this 1603-nucleotide messenger RNA. It is a transcript of the gene SPZ1, whose product is annotated as spermatogenic leucine zipper 1. Gene Ontology annotation, molecular function: DNA-binding transcription factor activity. Gene Ontology annotation, cellular component: nucleus. The record is from RefSeq and is a predicted model, not a curated record. NCBI's taxonomy places the organism in Eukaryota, Metazoa, Chordata, Mammalia, Lagomorpha, Leporidae.
GGGGCAGGCUGGUGGAGGGGAGGUGGGGCCCUAGCGCUCAGCCCCCAGCUCCCCGACCCUCCCCGUCCCCUUAACCAUCUGCGAUGUCACCUUCCACCUGGACACCACCCCUCCAGGUCCAGGCUUGACUCUGGUCUCCACGCACUGCACAGGGGCCGCCACCCUCCCCUUCCUGGGAUCUCCAAGGAUUCUGCUCUCCCCCAGCGCCCAUGGCCAGCACGGAUGGCGCCGCUCAGAAGCCCACCCCCUCCCCACCCCUGAAACCCACCCCUCGUCCUCACCCGGAGUCUUCAGACUCCAACGUCACCGUGGCCUUGAUCGAAAUCGGCUCCCUGCCCGCCUUCAGCUGGGGGCCGAAGGUCACAGAUGAGCAGGACACGCCGAGGUUUGAAAGGCUCCUGAAGGAAAUUAAAGACGUCCUCAAAGGGGUGGUGAGCUGUGAAGACAAGAUCACCGAAGCCGAGGAAAGCAGGAUUUCCAAGGAUGUGUCAGAACUUAAAGAAAAAAUCCGAGGACUUGACAAGAUGAAUAAAAUACUGCUGAGAAGUCUGCUUGUCACCCUGAACCCAGAGAAGGGGCAGAAGGCAGUGAGAGCAGGGCUGGCGCUGGAAGCCCAGAGCUCGGACGGCCCUGCACGGCCCGGGCGAGACGCGGCAGCCCGCCCGGAGGAGCAGAGGGCCCCGGGCAAGACGGCAGAGCCUGCGCCCCAGGCUCCGGGGGAAGCUGCCAGGCUCCGGCGCGGCUUGGAGCAGCUUCUCCAGGAGGCCGAGCACUGGAGCCGGCAGCAGACGGAGCUCAGCGAGCUGAUCAGAUCCUGCCAAGUAGCUCAGAAGGACCCGAGGGACACUCUGGACAACAGUGGCGGCGAUGUCCAACGCCAGGCAAGUGGGGCCGUGGCAGCCAAGCGCGAGCUGGAGGAACAAGCCAGGAAGCUCGGCCGCGACACCUACGCCUUGCACGUGGUCGCAGCUCUGCUGGAAAACGAAUGCCAAAUCCUACAGCAGAGAGUGGAGAUUCUGCGGGAGUUCCACCACCGCCAGCAGGGGACCCUGCCGGAGAGGCCCGUUCCCAUCAUCCCCCAGCACCGGCAGAAGAAUCAGAAGGCGUGGGAGGCAGAGAAAGCUGUGCCCUCUGAGCAGGGGACGUUUCAGAAGAAAGCCAGAGCCUACAGAAGCCUGGACGUGUGUCUCAGUAAGAAAGCACGGAACAACCGCUUCAACAGGCGUAUUGCAAGGGCUCUUACGGGAAAAAAGAGGCCAAUCAGUAGCCCAAGGUAGAAAAUAGGAAGACACAAGAAAAGGUGACUCCUUGAAAAUCCACAUCCGCUAUGUCCAGCUUCAGGCAUAAUCAGUCAUCCACCUAGGACAGAUGGCUCGACCGAGAGGCUUGUAGAACAAGACACACACGUGUCUGAUCCAGGACCCCAGUACCAACGCAACGGAAUGGGACCACUGUGUCAACACCAAGUUCAUGACUUUUCGCCUGGACCGUCUGCUUGGGUUUUAUGGUUAUAAGAUCGAGAUCCUAUAACUCUUUACCCGAAAGUGAAAAGUUAAAGGCCCAAUUAAGUGAAGCUGUAAAUAAAACCAGACUGCAAAAGACA